This is a messenger RNA of Gastrolobium bilobum, 1858 nucleotides long. Its product is annotated as F-box protein At5g49610. Gene Ontology annotation, molecular function: protein binding. The transcript is spliced from 2 exons. The record is from RefSeq and is a predicted model, not a curated record. NCBI's taxonomy places the organism in Eukaryota, Viridiplantae, Streptophyta, Magnoliopsida, Fabales, Fabaceae. The coding region runs from base 464 to 1546 and encodes 360 amino acids.
UGUCGCAUAUUCCGUCGAUGUGUCACUCGUUCGUUCUUCCGAUCCCCUUCUCUCUCUCUCUCUCUCUCUCUCUCUGCUUCUUUUGCCCCUUUAUCCUUGUAGAACGAGCAAGUUCACGUUCUUUCUUGUAUGAAUCCUUAAACUCAGUAAACUUGGUCCACACAUUACUCAUACCCAAUUCUAUCUUUUGUGUGUGGGUUUUUGGGUAAACGCUAUUGCUUCAAUAUAUAUUUUGUUCUUGCGUGUGUGUGUGCGCGCGGCGAAAAUGACAACUGAAAUUCCAUUAAACCCUAUUAUUUGUUCAAAUGUAAACGGGAAACGAAAUUGAAAUCCCAAUUUUCCCAUUCUUAUUCUUCAACCAUCACAAAUCCACCACCUCUAAAAAGUUGAAUCCUUUCUCUCUUUCCAUUCCAUCAAGGUGCAGCUUCAUCGGAUACCCCAAAUUUUGUUCCGGUUUUCAAUUAUGGAUAUACGAGGAAAUGGGAUUUUCCCGGAUGAGGUGGUUAUUCAGAUUCUUGCAAGGUUGCCUGUGAAGCCCCUUUUUAGAUGCAAAACCGUGUGUAAACUCUGGUAUAGGUUGACCUUGGAUAAGUAUUUCAUUAAUCUCUACAAUGAGGUGUCUAGGAAGAACUCCAUGAUUCUGGUGGAGAUUUCAGAUUCAUCUGACUCCAAAUCUAGCUUAAUAUGUGUUGAUUAUUUAAGGGGUGUCUCUGAAUUUUCACUGAAUUUCUUGAAUGAUAGAGUUAAGGUUCGAGCAUCUUGUAAUGGCUUGCUGUGUUGCUCUAGUAUUCCUGAUAAGGGUGUCUUCUAUGUUUGCAAUCCUGUCACUCGUGAGUUCAGGUUGCUACCUAAGAGUAGGGAAAGGCCUGUGACUCGGUUUUAUCCGGAUGGUGAAGCUACCUUGGUUGGCUUGGCCUGCGAUUCAACAUAUCAGAAGUUCAAUGUUGUUCUAGCAGGUUGCCAUCGCACUUUUGGUCAUAGGCCGGAUGGAAGUUUCAUAUGUUUGGUGUAUGAUUCGGAGUUGAACAAGUGGAGGAAGUUCAUUUCGUUCCAAGAUGACCAUUUUACUCAUAUGAAUAAGAACCAAGUUGUUUUUGUCAAUAAUGCUCUGCACUGGUUGACUGUUAGCUCCACUUAUAUACUUGUGCUUGAUUUGAGUUGUGACAUUUGGAGGAAGAUGCCAUUACCAUAUGACUUGAUUUAUGGAAUGGGAAAUAGGAUUUAUCUCUUGGACUUCGAUGGCUGCUUGUCUGUUGUUCAAAUUUCAGAAGCAUGGAUGAACAUAUGGGUGCUAAAAGAUUAUUGGAAAGGUGAAUGGUGUAUGGUGGAUAAGGUGAGUCUGAGGUGUAUCAGAGGUAUGGUUCCAGGCAUUUUCCCAAUCAGUCAGACAGGUGAAUAUGUUUUUUUGGCAACUCAUAAGCAGGUUUUAGUGUAUCAUCGCAAGAGUCAAGUUUGGAAAGAAAUGUACUCUGUGAAGUAUAGCUCAACACUCCCAUUAUGGUUUUCAGCACAUGCAUAUCGCAGCACGAUGUUCUCAUGUAACUGAGGCAUGGUGACUACAUUAAAUAGCUUUUGUACAUAUGUUUCUAGUUGCUAGUAUUUGAUGCUUAUGUAGCCAGUGUUAUUUGCGGAAGGUAUUGUAUGUUUCUGGUACAUAAAAUAUUUACUCAUUUAGCCAUUGUUAGUUGCUAGUAUUUGAUACUCAUUUAGCCAUUGUGAUAUUGGUUUUUCCAUGGAGGUGUAGUAUUUUCCAUGUUCUCUUCUAACUUAGGUGUGGCUUCAUUAAAUAACCUUUGUAAAUAUAAUUUAGUUGCAAGUAUUUGAUACUCAUUUGGUCAUUGUUAUCUGCUGUAGAUAU